AUGAACACCUCAAGCGUCGUGUUCGAUUGCAACCCAUCAAUCUCAGCUAUCGGAAUGCAGGUCGUGGCGUAUGAACAACAGGUUGGAAAUAGUGCAGCGCAUCCAAACAAGCGCGCACCCACAAUGAGCACCGAAGAACUGAUCAAGUCGCCAUCCGUCUGUCAGGGAAAAAAAUCGAAACUCCUCGAGCUUGGUCGGCAACUUGUAGCCGCGGGAUAUCCUGAACGGACCACAUCUCAACUGGAUCAGCGAAUCCGCGAUACGUUGCGAAAUGUAAAAAAGUAUACCGCACGUCAGAAAAGCUUCUGUUCUACUCCUACGCGAUCUUCCGCAAUUUCUAAAAACAACAAUCAAGUCACAGGCAAUAUUACCAUGAACAGGUAA
Molecule: messenger RNA, 384 nt
Organism: Cylicocyclus nassatus
Lineage: Eukaryota; Metazoa; Nematoda; Chromadorea; Rhabditida; Strongylidae
Source: the annotation of a GenBank genome assembly